Messenger RNA from Fukomys damarensis (Damara mole-rat), 1472 nucleotides. Its product is annotated as ephrin-A4. The record is from RefSeq and is a predicted model, not a curated record. The transcript is spliced from 3 exons. Gene Ontology annotation, molecular function: ephrin receptor binding. Gene Ontology annotation, cellular component: plasma membrane. Lineage: Eukaryota; Metazoa; Chordata; Mammalia; Rodentia; Bathyergidae. Gene Ontology annotation, biological process: axon guidance; ephrin receptor signaling pathway. Bases 409 to 930 code for a protein of 173 amino acids.
UCUCAACUACAUAGUGAGACCCUAUCUCAAAAAAACAAAACAAAAAAAAAAGAGACAGAGGAAGCAUACAGUCCCCACUCUGUUCACGGCAGCCCCAGCGCCAUGCACCCAUCAGGUCACUCAGUGGGACUGAGGGUCCCACUCAGUCUGCACUGUCCUCUGCCCCUUGUCUGUGCACCCACCCACCUGACAGUUACCCAGCACGGUGCUGUGCCAGGCCAGGGAGGGCGGGGGCAUCAGGAAGCCCGGGGCUUCUCCCCCAGCAAGCCCUUCGCUCUCCCUGGGCCUGGCGUGUCCAGGGGCCUGUGAACUCUGCCUCUUGGGCACUGCCAGUGGGGACUCAGCCCCCCGUUCCCAGUGGACAGUGGGCAGGAGCUCUGCAGAGCUGAGCCGUAGACCCCUCAGCCGAUGCCACCUUGUGCCCGCAGACUGCUUCGUGGAGACACCGUGGUGGAGCUGGGCCUCAACGAUUACCUGGACAUCUUUUGCCCACACUAUGAAAGUCCAGGGCCCCCCGAGGGCCCCGAGACCUUUGCUUUGUACAUGGUGGACUGGUCGGGCUACAAGGCCUGCCGGGCAGAGGGGGCGAAUGCCUUCCAGCGCUGGAAAUGCUCCAUGCCCUUCGCCCCCUUUGGCCCUGUUCGAUUCUCAGAGAAGAUUCAGCGCUUCACGCCGUUCUCCCUGGGCUUCGAGUUCCUGCCUGGAGAGACCUACUACUACAUCUCUGUGCCGACCCCAGAGAGCUCCGGUCAGUGCUUGAGGCUCCAGGUGUCCGUCUGCUGCAAGGAGAGCAGGCCCGAGUCAGCCCACCCUGUUGGAAGCCCUGGUGAGAGUGGCACUUCCGGGUGGCGAGGGGGGCACGCUCCUAGCCCCCUCUGUCUCCUGUUGCUGCUGCUGCUUCCCAUCCUGCGUCUCCUGCGAAUUCUGUGAACGAGGCACACCCUCCAGCACCCCUGGAGGACAGGGCCUGCUCCCUGCCCGGGGAUCCCCACCAGGCCGGCCGGAUGGAGCCCUGAUGAGUCGGAGGGGCUGAGGCCACCCAGCAAGUGCUGCCUCCAUCACAGCCGAAGAGGAGCCACGAGGGCGGUGCAGGCCGUCCUGGGCACGUGCAGAGGCAGGACGUGGGCCUUGUCCCCGCGUAGAUGGUGUCGGCCUGGCCCCGGACGACUGGGCUUUGGUGGAGCUAGACCAGACCCCUAACCACCUGGAACCAAGGCUGGACAGGGUAGCUAGACUGCUGGCUCGGGCCAGGGAAGCCCUGCAGCCUUGCUGGGGGCCUCUUCCCUGGGGCAGCACCGGCCAGCCCGGGGAGUAACCCACUUGUCUUCUGUGAAGACGGACUUGCCGUGAGAUUGAAUUUCGUACCAGUUUGUAUUUUUGUAAUGUCUGGUCCAAUCGCUUCUCGGCCUUUUGGCUAAGAUCAAGUGUAAUGUCUGGUCCAAACCUUCAAUAAACCUCCCUCCCCUGUCGCC